Molecule: messenger RNA, 5382 nt
Organism: Drosophila melanogaster (fruit fly)
Lineage: Eukaryota; Metazoa; Arthropoda; Insecta; Diptera; Drosophilidae
Gene: rin
Product: rasputin
Exons: 4
Coding region: 349-2421 (690 amino acids)
Cellular component (GO): cytoplasm; cytoplasmic stress granule
Molecular function (GO): nucleic acid binding; RNA binding; RNA helicase activity
Source: RefSeq, marked reviewed
CUGUGCAGAGGCAAAAAAGAGGAAAAGAGGAACGAACGUCGGUUCUCUUCUCGAUUCAACACACUUGUCCAAUUUCAUUGCGUUUGCGAUUAUUUUCUACUCAAAAGCCACAACAUAUGCAUCGUAACUUAAUUCAACAACAACUGUGAUCGCCAAACAUCAGAAAGCAACAAAAAAUACACGUCAAGAAUUGCCAAACGUUCCCACACUCUCAAUCGACACAGAUCAGCCACCGUGUCGAUAGAUCCGAGCAGCAGCUAGAAAGAAGGGAAGCAGAAAUUGGAAGCGGAGACAAAGAAUCCGAGUCGAAGAGUCCGUAGUUCAGAGAGGAAGAAUCAAACGCCAGCUAUGGUCAUGGAUGCGACCCAAUCGCAGCAGCCUUCGCCGCAAUCUGUGGGACGCGAGUUUGUCCGCCAGUACUACACGCUGUUGAACAAGGCGCCCAACCACUUGCAUCGCUUCUAUAACCACAACUCGUCGUACAUCCAUGGAGAGUCCAAGCUGGUGGUCGGUCAGCGGGAGAUCCACAACCGAAUCCAGCAGCUGAACUUCAACGAUUGCCACGCGAAGAUCAGCCAGGUUGAUGCCCAGGCCACUUUGGGCAACGGUGUGGUGGUUCAGGUCACCGGGGAGCUAUCCAAUGAUGGCCAGCCGAUGCGGCGUUUUACCCAGACGUUCGUUCUGGCCGCUCAGUCGCCGAAGAAGUACUACGUGCACAACGACAUCUUCCGCUAUCAGGAUCUCUACAUCGAGGACGAGCAGGAUGGCGAGUCGCGAUCGGAGAACGAUGAGGAGCACGAUGUGCAGGUCGUCGGUGGCACUGUGGAUCAAGCUGUGCAGGUGGCCGGCGAUGUAGUUGCCCAGCAGCCGCAGCAACAGCAGGCUCCUCCGCAGCCACAGGCUCAGGUCGUGGUGCCCCAGCAGGUAGCUCCUGUAGCGGCCGGUGGUGCUGCCCCACAGCAGAUCUUCUACCCAUUGCCAGCGGGUGCUGCCGCCGGACGUCCUGUGGCUGUUUUGCCACCAGCUCCGCAAGCCGCUGCUGUUCCACUGCCCGCGCAGUUCACCGUUCCGCCGCCACAGCCCAUCCAGAACGGUGUGGUGUCGCACGAGGAGCUGCAGCAGCAGCAGGUGCUGGUCCCACCCAGCGUGUCUCCCCUGGUACAGCAGCAGCAGCCGACCGGCACGCCUGUGUUGCCCAUUGUUCCAGUGCCAAGCGCGGGCUUCCAACAGUCGCCACUGGUGGCACCACAGCUCAUCCAGCAGCAGCAGCAGCAGCAACCGGCACAGCUGCCCCCGCAGCAGCAGCAGCAGCAGCAACCUAUCCAGCAGCAGCAGCCUUUGCAACAGCAGCAACAACCGCUGGCUGAGCCCGAGGAAGUGGAGGUGGCGCCAAGGCAGCAGAAGCCUCCCACGCCCGUCGAGGAUUUCAAGACCAUUCACGAGCAGCAGCAGCAGGAGAAGUACGAGGCCGCCAAGCAGCAGCAGAAUGAGCCCAAGACGUACGCGAAUCUCUUCAAGUCCACGUCCUCCUCGCCCAGCGGCUUUGUGAACGCCGCACUGCAGCAGCAGCAACAGCUCCAGCAGCAACAGCAGCAGCAGCAGUCCAUCAGCAGCAACACCUAUAACUCUUCCUCGGCAACCUCGGGUGGCGGUAAUGGCAGUCAGGUUAGCUACUCCACCACCGCUUCGUCGUACAACAACAGCAACGGCAACUCGCGACUGGACAACGGUGGCCCGCUGCCGCAGCGAAACAACUCGAUCCGCAACAACAAGGGUGACUUUGAGCAGCGUCGCUCGAGCAACACGCAGCAGUUCGGUGAUAAUCAGCAGCUGUUUUUGGGCAAUAUACCGCACCACGCCAGCGAGGAUGAUCUGCGCGAGAUCUUCUCACGCUUCGGAAAUGUCCUGGAGCUGCGCAUUUUGUCCAAGGCUGGCAACAAGGUGCCACCAGGCAUGCGCAGUCCGCUGAACUACGGAUUCAUUACCUACGACGAUCCUGAGGCGGUGCAAAAGUGCCUGGCGAACUGCCCCCUAUACUUCCCGGAGAACUCACCCGAUGGCCAGAAGUUGAAUGUGGAGGAGAAGAAGCCGCGUGUCCGCAACGACAUGGUGCCGCGCCAGCAGAUCGGUGGCAACAACCUGAACAACAACAUGGGCCGUUUGGGCGGCAACAAUGGUCCGCAGUCGCGUCCGAUGGGCAACAACAAUGGCAGCGGCGGUGGCAUGAUGCGCAACAAUGCCGGUGGCAACAAUCUGCGCCAGGGCGGCGGCGGAGGAAACGGUGCUCCUCGCCUGGGAGGCGGCGGUGGAUUCGGACAGCGCCAGGAUAACCGCACCGGUGGCGGCAACAACCAGUCUAACGGACCGCUGCGCGGUGCCGGAAAUGGACAGAGUGGUGGUGGCAACUACGGACGUCGCUAAGGGAAUUGUCCAGCAGCACGACAUCAGCAAAAGCAUCAACAAAUGAGCAACGGCAGCAGUAGCGACUAUAACAUCAAGAACAGCAGCAACAACCCAACGUUAAAAACAUCGACUUCUUCCACAAUGCAAUCAAUCAAUUACAUUCAAGAACAUCUCAUGCAAUUAAACACACGCAAAUCACACACUCAUACACUAAGAUAAAGUAGUUGGAGCAACAUAAAACGUCAACUGUCCUUUAAAUGUUCCUGAGCGCAACUCUCGGGGCGUCGAACUACAAACAAAAAAGAAGGAAAGAAAGAUAGGAUGUAAAGAGUUGCGUCAACGGUCCUGAGUCCCUUCUUAGUUUAAUUGCGUUAGGCUCGCUUUUUCCAGCCAGUUCGUGCCAAAAUAUACCGAAAUUCUGUGCAAAUCUUCGUUGUGAAUCCAAAAACUAAAAGAAUGUAAGCUUCAGCUCGGCAACUGCUACUCUCUACCACCCACCACCCACUCACGGAAUCAACUUCACCUUGAAACACGUGUAUUAAAUUUAAGUCUCAACCAAGCACACCCACAAAACACUCAUCGCAAAACACACGAUCGCACACAAAAGCCAACACAAGAUACAUACACUCACCCAUUUUAGCAUAAAUGUAAACUUUAGUUUCAGCUUUUGUUUGGCAUUAACCUUCAACUAAAAUCUAUCUUAAGUACGCAAGAUGCAAGAAAUUGGUUUGAUACGAAGGAAAGGAGCAAUGCAACACAUUUUUGUUUGUUUUUUCAUUGAAUAACACCAUUACUUAAGCUAAAAACAAAAAAAUAAUUAAAAGGGAAAACUUACACACUUAGCUAAAAAGAUAUAAAGAGAAGUAAAAGAGAAAAAAAAAAACAGAAAAAAAAAUGAAAAACCUUUGUAAAAUGCAAUAAAAAAGAGCAAAAGAAAGACUUGAAAAAAUUAAUUUAAAAACUAAAAAAAAAAAUGGAAUGUAAACACGAGAAAAAUGUAAGGCGCGGUUAAAAACAAGCAAAAAUAAGAUCACGAUAAGCAAAGCAAGCACACAAGAACACAAACCUCUUUAAAAAAACAUUGAAAAUGAAAGGAAAAUCAAUUGAGCACCAAGCCGCAAGGAGGAAAAGCGAGGAAAACACAAACACACAUCGACGUCGACGUUUAGCGCCCCAGAAAGAAAGUCCGCCGCAUUUUAGAGCCUGUAAACCUUUUGCUACUUAAAUCUAAUUUGCAGACUAGCUAGUCUAUAUAGGUAUCGUAUCGGUUCGAAACGGUUCGGUUCGCUUCGAAUCGGUUUGGAUCGGAAGAGUGUGGAGAUGAGAGCGUGUGAUGAGGGCAAAUGCGGUGCCGGCGCCGCAGGUGGGUGCGUGUUCGAUGCAAUCGAUGGUCAGGAAUAAACGGACGGACGGACGGUCAGUGUUUUCGCUUUUCUUUUAUUCGUUCUGUGUAAUAAGUUCAAGGUCGUAAACCAAACUAAGUCAAGCAACUUAAACGAUUUGGUGUUUCCAACGCAGUUGUGAACUAAAAUUUAGUACAUAUUUUUUAAAUAAAAUCAAGAAAAGCCCAAAAAAAGAAUGAAACGAAAUGAGUAGAGAAGAUGUGAAGCAUAUAAACACACAAGAACCUAUUAUAAUAAAUAGUUGGGGGACGAGACACAAGCUACUAACAUUUUUCUCAAGGUAAAACAAGCAAAACAUGUAACAACAAAUAUAUACAAAAUAUAUAUAAACAAAACAAAAACUCAUAUAAUUUAAUGUUAACUUUUAGACUUACCAGAAAUCUAAAUAUACAUAAAUAUAUAUAUAUAUAUAUUUAUAUAACUGCUGCUGCAAAAUAAAAAUAAGGCAGAAAAGCGAUUAGGAAACUGAAAACAUUAAAUUCGUGUGAGCAUCAUUUGAGUUUUGUCGCAGGCGUCCAAAUAUAUAUAAUUGCCCAAGUUAUUCUUGUUUUGUUAAAGCUUAAGGACUUUUAAUUCGUUGGGAACAUAUCAUUUGUUUUUGUUGUUCGACGCCUGCCCUAGAGAAUCAAUUGCUAAAUCAAUUACAAUCGCAAUUUCCACAACUAUUUCUAUAUAACACCACGCAUUUCUAGCACUGUGAACAGGGUCUAAAGCAAUUUUAGUGCAUUUUUUGUAAAACGAAAGUGUUAGUGUUCAAACCUUAGCUCAACGAUCAGUGCUGAAAGUGCUCCGUGGCCAGCAACAACAUCAUAGAAAUAAUAAACAAACAAAAAAAAAAAUAAGAAACAUGAAAACAGCAUCAAACAAUACAAUACAAAUCAGAGGUACUAACUAAAUCGAUGUAAGAGUAAACGAAAAACAAACAAUUAGAGUUCAUGCUCAUUUCUAAGUAAACCGAUGAAAUCACAAUACUGCAGUUUGUAAAGAGUACAGAGAAAAGGAGGGAAACACUUAAUUAUAAUUUAAUUUAUAUGUGUACAACUACAAAAUAACUAUAAUAAUAAAAACCAAUCACAAAGAUUCAGCGUGUUUACCAGAAAACUUAUGAUUUUGUUUCAUUUCAAAAAAAAAAAAAAAAACACACACACACAUUUGUUUUGGAUCGGUUCGUAUUUCCUUUUCUGGUAAAUGCGUUUAAAAGAAACACCAAGUCGUAGAUUUAGAAAUCUGAAAGGAAAAACUCACAAGGAUAUGUAAUUUUACUUAUCAAGGCGACUUUACUUAUCCAGCGACUGAAUCCAAUUCCCAUUUGCCUUUGUGUUGAAACAACUGAAGAACUACUGAGCAUUCAGCAUUUAAAUGAAAUUGAUGCGCACAAAGCCGAGCAAUCGAUAGCAAUUUGCAUAAUUUUAAUUAAUAACAAGCCAGUCGAAGAAGCCAGCCCACAAAAUUCCAGUCACAAUUCAUUGGUGCGUUUUAUAGCGUUUCAGAUAUAAAACAUUUGCGAAAAAUCAAUUCACUCAUGCAAUACAUGCAAUACUUUAAAUGGAAACAAACAUAAAAAAAAAACCAACAG